Messenger RNA from Serpula lacrymans var. lacrymans S7.9, 2516 nucleotides. RefSeq lists its product as uncharacterized. NCBI's taxonomy places the organism in Eukaryota, Fungi, Basidiomycota, Agaricomycetes, Boletales, Serpulaceae. The transcript has 4 exons. Gene Ontology annotation, cellular component: cytosol. Gene Ontology annotation, molecular function: FMN binding; NADPH-hemoprotein reductase activity; flavin adenine dinucleotide binding. Bases 85 to 2286 code for a protein of 733 amino acids. The record is from RefSeq and is a predicted model, not a curated record.
GAGCGUUUAACGCCCUUUGCUCUUUCCUCCCAUCUCCUUCCUUCACCUGCCGCUUUUUGGGGCAUAUCUAUUUCUUCCUCUGCCAUGGCCGUCGCGUCCUCGUCAGACGUUGUCAUUCUUGCCCUGGGUGUAACCCUUGCUGCUGCAUAUCUCUUUCGAGAUCAAAUUUUUGCCCCAUCAAAGCCAAAAAUCGUAACUACUGCUCCUUCGAAAUCCGAAAAUGGUUCUGGUAAUCCUAGGGAUUUCGUUGCGAAAAUGAAGGAUGGCAAAAAACGACUGGUCAUUUUCUACGGGUCACAAACAGGCACAGCUGAGGAAUACGCUAUUCGUCUUGCCAAGGAAGCAAAGACGAAAUUCGGCAUUACUUCACUGGUCUGUGACCCCGAAGAAUACGACUUUGAGAACCUUGACGAAGUCCCCGAGGAUUGCGCUGUCUUUUUUGUCGUUGCCACGUAUGGCGAGGGUGAACCUACGGAUAAUGCUGUACAACUUACACAGAAUUUGACCGACGAUUCCUUUACGUUCGGCAAUGGUGAACACAAGCUUCCUGGUCUCAAAUAUGUCAUUUUUUCAUUGGGCAACAAAACUUAUGAACACUACAACGCCAUUGGUCGCAGUUACGACGCUGAGCUCACUAAGAUGGGAGCGGUCAGAAUCGGCGAAAGAGGGGAGGGAGAUGAUGACAAGAGUAUGGAAGAGGACUACCUCGAAUGGAAGGAUGCUAUGUGGGAGGCUUUUGCUACCGCCAUGAAUGUCGAAGAAGGACAGGGUGGUGAUACCGCUGACUUCACUGUCACUGAGCUCGAUUCUCACCCACAGGAGAAAGUCUACCUUGGUGAACUUUCUGCACGUGCUCUUACGAAGACUAAAGGUAUUCAUGAUGCUAAGAACCCAUACGCAUCUCCCGUCCGAAACUCUCGCGAGCUGUUCCAGUUGACUGGUGACCGUAACUGUAUUCACGUUGAGCUUGACAUCGAGGGUUCAGGAAUUACAUACCAACAUGGAGACCACGUUGGAGUGUGGCCAUCAAAUCCCGAUGCUGAAGUCGACCGUCUUCUCUGUGUUCUCGGACUUUACGACAAGAAGGACUCUGUCAUCGGUAUUGAGUCAUUGGAUCCCGCUCUUGCCAAGGUUCCCUUCCCUGUGCCUACAACGUAUGCCACUGUUCUCCGUCACUACAUAGAUAUCAGUGCCGUAGUUGGUCGUCAAAUUCUCGGAGCCAUGUCCAAAUUUGCACCUUCGCCCGAGGCUGAAGCAUUUUUGAAGAACCUCAAUGUUGACAAGGAAGAAUAUGCUGCGGUUAUUGGACAAGGAUGUUUCAAGUUGGGAGAAAUUCUUCAAAUUGCGGCUGCUAAUGACAUACGUGUUCCUCCCACUAAGGACAACACAACUCCUUGGCCCAUUCCAUUCGACAUCAUCGUUUCGUCCAUUCCUCGGUUACAACCUCGUUAUUACUCUAUCUCUUCCAGCCCCAAGCUUCACCCUACUUCUAUUCACGUCACCGCUGUGGUUCUCAAGUACCAAUCAGCCACCAACAAAGCCACACAAGCGAGAUGGGUGUAUGGUGUUGGAACCAAUUUCAUACUGAACGUGAAAUUUGCUGCCAAUGGUGAAGCAGCACCUUUAAUGAGUGGCACCAGCAAUACGGAUCCCGCAACUGUUUCGAUGCCGUCAUAUGCUAUUCAAGGCCCUAGAGGAGCUCACAAGCAGGAGACGAUCUACAAGAUUCCUAUCCACGUCCGUCGUUCGACUUUCAGACUUCCUACAAACCCGAAAAGUCCUGUCAUCAUGGUUGGACCUGGUACUGGUGUCGCACCUUUCCGUGGCUUUGUCCAAGAACGUGUUGCUCUUGCUCGCCGAACCUUGGACAAGAAUGGACCAGAGGCUCUCGCAGACUGGGGGAAAAUCUCGCUGUUCUAUGGCUGCCGCAAAUCUACCGAGGAUUUCUUGUACAAGGAUGAAUGGCCAACAUACACUGAGGAGCUACGUGGCAAGUUCACCAUGCACUGCGCAUUCUCGCGCGAGCCUCCUUACAAGCCUGACGGAAGCAAGAUCUACGUGCAAGACUUGAUCUGGCAAGACCGAGAGAACAUUGCUGAAGCUAUCUUGAAUGGCAAAGGUUAUGUCUACAUCUGUGGUGACGCCAAAGCCAUGAGCAAAGCUGUAGAAGAAGUCUUGAGCAGAAUUCUUGGUGAGGCGAAGGGUGGUAGCGCCGAAGUGGAGGGCGCAGCGGAGAUGAAAUUGUUGAAGGAACGUUCACGUCUCAUGUUGGAUGUGUGGAGUUGAACGACCAGUCAUGUUAUCCGUGGUUUUAAUCGCUGUAGAUAUCCCUACUCUCCUCACUUCUUUCCCUUGAUUUUCUCCAAGCGUCCAUCAUCAUUAUAUGGCCGCUCAAUGGCGGUAGUACGGAGGCAUUAUUUACUUAAUUUUUUCAGCUGCGAUCGUGGACCGCAUGCAUUAGUAACACGUAUUUCACUGAAUACAAUGGGAAUAGACGUCGCUUUCGACAUCAUCAU